Arachis ipaensis is the source of this 735-nucleotide messenger RNA. RefSeq lists its product as uncharacterized. Lineage: Eukaryota; Viridiplantae; Streptophyta; Magnoliopsida; Fabales; Fabaceae. The record is from RefSeq and is a predicted model, not a curated record.
AUGGUGGAGGAUCGUGACUUUCCUGGCAUGUUGGGUAGCAUUGACUGCAUGCAUUGGCAAUGGAAAAAUUGUCCAAAGGCGUGGAAAGGUAUGUACAUGAGUGGUUAUCGUGGGGUUGCAACCAUAGUACUUGAGGUUGUAGCAUCUUCAGACCUUUGGAUAUGGCAUGCGUUCUUUGGAGUUUCUGGUUUAAAUAACGAUAUCAACGUAUUAGAUCGUUCUCCAGUUUUCGAUGAUAUUCUAAAUGACCAUGCUCCGGAGCCACAAGGGGAGAAACGCAAGUUAUUUGCACAAUAUCAAGAAGGGCAAAGAAAAGAUGUGGAGCGAGCCUUCGGAGUGUUGCAAGCACGCUUUGCAAUUAUACGUGGUCCAGCUCGCUUUUGGGAAAAGAAGAAGCUUGCCAACAUAAUGAGAGCUUGUAUUAUAUUGCAUAAUGUGAUUGUUGAGGAUGAAAGAGAUACUUAUGCAGAAAUUUUUGCUCAAGGCUUAGAGUAUGAUGAUGUCGAAAAUGGCUUAUCACAACCUCAGCUGGGAGAAGAAGAUUUUGCACUAUACCAUCAAUUUCUCCAAAGAAAUGCCCAACUUCGAAAUAGGCAGCAGCAUAGACAAUUGAAAGAGGACUUGAUUGAACACAUAUGGUGGGCCACAAAUAGAAAUUGGGAUGAGUUCCCUACUGGAGAUGGUCUAACAGCAUUGCUGCUCAUCUUAACCAUGGAGUUGGCAAAAUCCACAUAG